GAAGUCUACUUGAAUUAGAAACAAAAGACACGAUAUUAUCCUCUAUAACCAAUCGGCAGGUUUCAUCAUCUUUGCACUGUCGUCAAUGGAUUGUUUAAGCCACUUCUUUGAUUGGGAUCAACCUAUCCAGCUCCAGGAUUGCUUUAUUCCCGACGUGGAUACAACUAACCCCGAAACCGACAGUUUCUUCUUCCAAUCUCAACCUCAACUGCAAUACCAUCAGCCAUUGUUUCAAGAAGAAGCUCCUUCGCAGACUCUAUUAGAGCUCACUGACUUGGACUAUCUCUGCGACCAGUUUCUUCCUCCCCAAGAAACCUGUCUUCCUUACCCUAAAACUGAAAUCUUCAACGAAACACACGACCUAGAUUCAUUCCUCCCCACGCCAAAACUGGUUAACUCAAGCUACCAGUGCCACACUCGCAACCAUUUCUCAAGCCCUAGCCCUAAUUUCUUUAACUAUUACGACCAACUUGAUUUAGCUCCAGAAGCUUCCAUCUUCCCGAAUUUUCAAGUUCCGGAUUUCCCCUUGGAGUUCAAGGUAGGCCGAGGAGAUGAAGACCGCAGCAGUCACGGCACCAAGAAACCAUCGCUUUCAUCUCAGAGCAUAGCGGCUCGAGAGAGAAGAAGAAGAAUUACGGACAAGACUCACGAGCUCACGAAACUCAUCCCAGGUGGUCAGAAACUUAACACUGCCGAGAUGUUCGAAGCUGCAGCUAAGUAUGUCAAGUUCUUACAAAGCCAAGUUGGGAUUCUCCAAAUGAUGCAGAACACAACGAAGACGCAUAUCUCUGAUGCUGAAAUAGAAACUCGAGUUUUACUUGGAUCACAAGCAAUCCAGGAGAAACUAUCAACGGAUGAAGUAUGUCUGGUUCCGUGUGGAAUGGUUCGAGAUCUAGCAAGUGAAGAAUCCAUUUGGAGAAAUCCAAUGAUUUCUGGAAAGAUCAACAAGUUCCUAUCUGCUGAUAUGUCUAACAACUUCUAAUGUCUCAGUGCCCAAAUUGUGUCUGUCCUUGCUUAAUAUUGCGUUGUUAUUUAUGAUUUGUGUUGUUUCGUUAGUGGCUAA
Molecule: messenger RNA, 1063 nt
Organism: Raphanus sativus (radish)
Lineage: Eukaryota; Viridiplantae; Streptophyta; Magnoliopsida; Brassicales; Brassicaceae
Product: transcription factor bHLH53-like
Exons: 3
Coding region: 86-982 (298 amino acids)
Biological process (GO): regulation of DNA-templated transcription
Molecular function (GO): protein dimerization activity; DNA-binding transcription factor activity
Source: RefSeq, a predicted model, not a curated record